GUUGACAUCACCAAAUCAGAAAAUUAUUCCCUCAACAACAUCGCAAAAUGUCUUACGCUUAUUUAUUCAAGUACAUUAUAAUCGGUGAUACGGGUGUUGGUAAAUCCUGCCUGUUAUUACAGUUCACAGAUAAAAGAUUUCAACCAGUACAUGACCUCACUAUAGGUGUAGAGUUUGGCGCUCGUAUGAUAACUAUUGAUGGUAAACAAAUCAAAUUACAAAUAUGGGACACAGGACGAGAUACAUUUAAUCAUCUAACAACGUGGUUAGAAGAUGCUAGACAACAUUCUAAUAGUAAUAUGGUCAUUAUGCUUAUAGGUAAUAAAAGUGAUUUAGAAGCUAGGAGAGAAGUUAAGAAAGAAGAAGGAGAAGCCUUUGCCAGGGAACAUGGAUUAAUAUUUAUGGAAACAUCUGCAAAAACAGCUGCUAAUGUUGAGGAGGCAUUUAUAAACACAGCUAAAGAAAUUUAUCAAAAAAUUCAAGAUGGUGUGUUUGAUAUUAAUAAUGAGGCAAAUGGUAUUAAAAUAGGCCCACAACAUUCUCCAGCAAAUCAGAAUAUUUCUUCACCAGGCGGUGGUUCAAAUCAAGGUGGUGGCUGUUGUUGAUCUUCUAUAUUAAAAACUCAGCUAAGGGGGAUAAUUACUACUUGAACUCUAAAUUUUACUCUUCAUUGAGUUGUUUUGUGAGAACUAAAAGGACUAAUCCUUUGCUGAUUUUUAUGUAAUGAUUACCACAAGAAAACAAUUUUAAAAAAAGAAACAACAAAAAUACAUUGUAAAUUUUAUGUUAUUAUUCAGUUCUUAUAUUAAUUUUUUUUUUGACUUCUACUAAAUCCAUUCCAUUUUCAUCUUGAGUGCUGAACAUUAGAUUUAGGUAUGAAUUCAUGCAUGACACUUCUGGUCAUUUGAAACAGGGUGAUAAAUGCAGGGUGAUCAACAACAUUUAUGAGACUAUGAAUACAUAAUGACAAGACUUGACAUUUUGACUGCCAAGAUUUAAAUUUUCGUCUCUUCUCAGCUUUGAUAGGCCAGUAUGAUUUUUUGAUCGCAAGAAGGAAACAGACACAUGAUUAUCCAAAAAAUGAUGAAAUGGUCCAUUACCUACUUCUAUAAAUAUAAAAUUACUUGGUUAACAAGUAUUUUAAGUAACUGUGCUAUGAGACACUCAUAGUUACUGAUUAUUAUUACUGGAUAAGGGUGGCUUUACAAUGAGUUUAUAUUUGAGUUUCAACCUAUAUAUUAAAGAAUUCAUUUUAACAGCAUGAUAGUUUGAACACAUUCAAAUAUAAAUUCAGUCUAUUUUUGAGUUCUUAUUUAACUAUAAAUGAAACACAAAUAAAAAAAAAAUAAACUGUAUUUUAUUGUGUAUAAUAUAUAUGUAUUAUAUUAAAUAUUGUUAUUGUGUAUUAUGUACAUGUAUCUUAGACUGCAAUAUACAUUGGAUAACUUUUACAAUUUUCAGUUAUUUUCAAAAAUUAUAAAAAAAAAAACAAUAAGAGGGAUUUUGUAGGAAAAUUGAGAGAAAGAUAUAAAACUAUGCGACAGUAAUGAAUCAACUGAUUUGUAUUAGUCAUAGGUACAUAUUGGUACCAAUUACUAGAUUUGGGAAGUCACUAAAUAUUAUAAACUUUUAUUAGAAUAAUUUGUUGAUAUUGUUAUGUUAAGAGGAUUUGUUGUAUGUAUAUUGCAGUCUUUUUUUGGAUGUGUUGAAGAGAGGCAGAAUUUGAAUAUUAAAACAUUUGUAGUUCUAUAAACUCUAUGUAUUGUCUUUCUUCUUUUCUGGUAUUUUGGAAACAACUUAUAUGCACUGUUAAAUACUGCUUAGAAUUUCUUCAUGUGACUUUCUAGAACUUAGCUAUUUUGUACAAAUAAAUCUAAAAGUAUAUGAAAGAGAAUUUAAAAUAAACAAAAUUGAUGUGAUUUAUUAACAAAUGAAAAGCCUUUUACUUCAAUGCACGGAACAAUGUUGUCUCAUGUUUUGUACACAUGUAUUCUGAAUGUAUGUAUGAUUUCUUUUCUAUGUGAUAUUCAAAUUUAGUAGAAAUGCAGGGUCACCAGCUCACUCAGUUUCACUACUGACUAAGGCUAUAAAAUGCUAUUUGGAAUAUUAUUUUGAUAAACAAAAUGAUUUACUAGUUAAAAAGAGUUAUUCCCCUUUGCCCACUUGGCAGUUUCAUGUAUUAGGGAUACCCAUAAAGUUUUGGAAUGCUGUAUCAGCCAAUAUUCUGUGACUGGUUAUAGAUAAUUAAAUUUAAGUAUGUGCAUAAUGUAAUGUUAUAUAUAAACACUAUGGAAUAUUAGAAUAACUGGUAAUAUAUUAUACAAACAAUUGUUAACUAUUUCCCUCCUUAUUUUUGUUCUAUAAACAACAACAGUAUGAGUGAUAAUUAUUUAACUAUCUUUAUUUUUCUUGACAAUUCAACUUGUAGAACUUUUUGUUUUUAGUUUUCUUGUGCAAUAAAGUUUAAAA
This is a messenger RNA of Lottia gigantea (owl limpet), 2469 nucleotides long. RefSeq lists its product as hypothetical. The record is from RefSeq and is a predicted model, not a curated record. The coding region runs from base 48 to 605 and encodes 185 amino acids. The transcript has 7 exons. NCBI's taxonomy places the organism in Eukaryota, Metazoa, Mollusca, Gastropoda, Lottiidae. Gene Ontology annotation, cellular component: Golgi apparatus. Gene Ontology annotation, molecular function: GTPase activity; GTP binding.